Molecule: messenger RNA, 1116 nt
Organism: Megalopta genalis
Lineage: Eukaryota; Metazoa; Arthropoda; Insecta; Hymenoptera; Halictidae
Source: RefSeq, a predicted model, not a curated record
AAAGACCAUUAACUUUUCCAACUGGACAAACAUUUAACUAAACAAUUGUUUUAACCUCCACUGUCAAAAAAAUAAUAUCGUUCCAUAUUGAUAAUGUAAAAAAGAACAUUAAUUUAGAUAAAUGAAGUUCUAACAGCACUUUCAUUUUUGCAUUUCUAAUUUAUAGCUGCUUUUAACAGAAAUUGCAAAAAUGGAAAGCAAAUUUUCAUGAACAAUAGUAUGAACGUAACGAUCGGAAUACAAAUGGCAGAAUACGCUUGUUAUAUAAAAGUUCAGUUUACUCUUAAUGUUUGAUCGAGAAUUAUGUCCUGCUGCAGAAGAACCGAGAAAUUUGAACAAUUUCCUUGCGUCGGUUGUUGUGGCUAUGAACAACUGUGAUACUGAAGAUAGAAGAUGUGUGAUAUCAAAUCCCCAAACUCAUUACUGCUUUUGUCAAAUUUGCGGAGGAUGCUAUGCUUACGAUGAUGGCAACAAUUGUCACUCCAAUGUUAAUACUACCAUCAAGAAGACAUAUACAAACCUAUGUCAGUGUGCCGAAGAAAUAAUGUGGAAUAGCGGUGUACCACCUAAACCAGACUGCAGAUGGUUUACAAACUUUUCUGAAUUACGCCGACAGUGGAGUAAUCAUGCUCGCCAACAAAAUUGCAAAUGUUGUAAGUGUAGGCAAAGGUAAAGCAACUCUAGCCGGAGAAUUUUUUAUUGAAAAAAUAAGAAAAAAAUUGCAUUUCUAUCAAGCUCGUGACAAUGAAUAACAACAUGAAAAUUAUUUAUUGGAACAAUAUAAAAAAUGUCAUUGAGGUAUGCUUAUAGUUUAUCUGUCUUCCAACUUGCAGUGACAAAUUUUUGAUACAUUAAAAAUAAAAAAAUAUGCUACGUGGGGAAAUGUAAGAAAGUAUAUAUAUUACAUUUUUAGAAAAAAAUAUAGUUGAAUCGUUUAAUAAGUGGCCAUAGUAUAUUUUUUAUGAAAAGAUUAUUCUUUCCAGAUGAUUUUUUAGAAAGAAGUGGAUUUCGUAGUUUACCUACCACCCUUCAAAAUUCUAAUGAAAAUUCAGCAGCUGGAUUUAAAAUCGUAACACAUUGUAGACAAAAGGAAUUAAUAUACAAAAUGAUCGAUUC